Messenger RNA from Dioscorea cayenensis subsp. rotundata (Guinea yam), 896 nucleotides. Its product is annotated as protein MIZU-KUSSEI 1-like. Bases 71 to 805 code for a protein of 244 amino acids. The transcript has a single exon. Lineage: Eukaryota; Viridiplantae; Streptophyta; Magnoliopsida; Dioscoreales; Dioscoreaceae. Gene Ontology annotation, biological process: hydrotropism. The record is from RefSeq and is a predicted model, not a curated record.
UAUAUAUAUAUACAGACACACACACACACACACAUUGAUCACCUCUCCAAAACCUCCAAACAACCAUUCAAUGCCUUCCUUGAUGGACCCUCCGGUCCUCAUGACCUUGCUCCGUCAAUCAACAGAAACCAACACCGUCACCGGCACCGGCAAGAGACAAAAGAAAGGCAGUGGAGUCACCGGUGUCGGAAUCCUGAAAAUGUUCAAGUUACUCCCCAUGCUAACUACUGGCUGCAAAGUAGCUCAACUCCUCAACAAAUCAACUAAAGCUCUUCUCUCUGAUACUCCAACAACAACCAUCACUCUCUUCGGUUACCGGCGAAGCAAAGCCAGCCUUGCCAUCCAAGAAGACCCAAGAUCAUCACCGGUGUUCCUCAUUGAGCUUCCCAUGCACACUAGUUAUCUCCACAAAGAGAUGUCUUCUGGUUUGAUGAAGAUUGCACUGGAGAGUGAGACUAGAAGUAACAAAAAGAAGCUAAGAGAGGAACAUGUUUGGGCAGUGUAUUGUAAUGGCCGGAAGUCAGGCUACUCAAUAAGGAGGAGAGAGGCGUCCGACGAGGAGAGAUACGUCAUGUCCAUGCUCCGGUGGGUGUCUGUGGGGGCCGGAGUGCUUCCCGGGCCGGCAGAAGGGGAGACAACAACGGCGGCUGCGGUGGCAGACAGUGAGUUGACGUAUAUAAGAGCUCGGUUUGAGAAGGUUGUUGGGUCUAAAGACUCCGAGGCGCUUUAUAUGAUCAACCCCGAUGGGUCUGCCGCCGGCGCCGCCGGGCCGGAGCUCAGUAUAUUUCUUGUAAGGAAGAAGUGAACUUAAUUGCUUGUUUGUUUUGCUUUUGUUGUUGGGUAUGGAAACAAGUUUGUAUACGUAUGUAUAUGUAUUUGUAUAUGUAUGUCUAUGG